UUUUCAUAACCACUGAUAUCUUUUCUCUUGUCAUUUCAGAAUCAUUUGGCAAAUAAUUCAAACAAUUUACAACUACAUAUAUGACAAAAUCUUUAGAUUCGCUUAUUUUAUCAGUUCAAAGCGCAUCCAACAUGAAACAGAUCAGUACUUUUUUGAAAAAGCGGAUAUUGAAAAACAGGAUGAAAAGCUUGAUGAACCGGAUUUCCCUAAACUCGGCAAAUGUUGCUCGAUACUUCUUAUUAUUGCACUUGCUUUCCUUAUGGCAGUGAGUAAUACGGACAACAUCAUUUAUAAAUCUGUCCGUCCCUACAUAGAAGAGGAAUUCGAAAUAACGGACUUUUAUUCGUCAGUUAUAACUCUAAUGUUUGUUGGCAGCUGUGCAACCAUGGCCCCGAUAUUAUUUUAUUUCUGGAGUACCUUCACCGGACUAAGAGUAAUAUCAGGAGUUGUCGCCGUAAUGGUCAUGUUCGGCAUUGGCAGUACUUUAGUUUCAGAGAAGGUAAUAAUCUGUUUAUGACAGCCAAUGGCAUUUCAAUUCACUAAACAUAUAAAGACAGUACCUACACAGCAAUUCAUUUUGUUCACUCUGUAUCCUAUCAAUGCAUGAGUUUUUAAUUUGUAUCUUUCUGAUUCUUUAGUCAUUCUGGACGUUUGUGUUACUUCGAAGUCUCAUGGAAUCAGUAAAAAGCCAUUAUUUAGCUGCUGCUCCAAUGCUGGUAGCAGAACUUUUUGAUACUGACCAACGACGUAAAAUGCUGACCUUACUUUACAUUCUCAACACUAUUGGAACUUUUGCGGGGACCUUUAUUGGAACGUAUGUAGCCAGCGUAAUAGGAACCGACUGGCGUAUGGCACUGCGGGUAAGAGAAAUAUAUAUGGAGGUAUUAAAGGCUGGGGUGCUAUUAUAUUUAUACCAGUAUAAAAUCAUAUCAUUACCUUGCAAACAUGAAGGGGCAUACUUCUCAAACUUUAAAAUAGAACUCGCCACACGUCCUGGAGACGAUUCCAUUCUCGGUAUUUACUUGUAAGAGAUUUUUUGAGGUAAAGUGAGUAAACUCUCACUAGCACCCUAUAAUAAAUAUGCUUAAAAUGCACAGGAAUGAAGAGACAGUAGCAACAUUUCACUCUGUUAAUCUGCUGGGGGCUUUAUUUCACAUUUUGAGAAAUAUAUUCUCUAUUCUCAUAUGCUGGGUCACAUAACUGAUAUUUAUUUUUAUUUGGAAACAGAUUGCACCUGUGCUUGAUGUGGUGGCUCUUGUGCUUCUAGCAGCAGUGAUGAGAAAGCCAGGUCGAGGUGGUUUUAUGUUGAAGGCUGAAAUAUAUCAGAAGAGAACUAAAGUUUACUCUGAUAUUUUUGAUCUGAUUUUAAACCGCUGUUUGGUCUUUGCUGUUUUGGGUUAUGCAGCUAGUAUGUUCAUUGCUAAUAGCAUGUAUACAUAUGCUCCGAAUGUACUGAGAAAUGCUCGCAUGAUGUCAAAUAAUCACCAGCCUUGUCUGACAGUUGACUGCACCUUCGAUGACAGAUUGAUCUACGGAUUGUGCAAAUGUCUUGCUACUGCCAUCGGCAUUAUUCUCGGCGUGAAGAUCAAUGCACAUUAUAAAAAGCGGAAUCCACAUGGAGAGCCAGUUGUGUGUAUCGUAGCACUUCUGGUCUCUGUCCCACUUAUGUGCUUUGGAUUAUUUUUUGUAGGAAUUAGUUCUGUCGUAUCCCAAAUUCUCUUCUUCCUAAAUGGGAUUUGUUUGGCUAUGAACAAGGUCCUUAUCAACGAAAUCAUCAUGAUGGUAGUGUAUCCAAACCGCCGCGCUUGGUCAUUUACUGAAAAGUCAAUAAUAGGAUUGCUUGGAAAAGAAGGAGGCGAGAAAGAACAUUUAUGGAUUUUUAAAUUUAUGAAGAUAAACUACUCAGAAUCUGACCUGAUACAGAAUCACGCAAUGGAAUUUAUCCUCUACAUUUGUCCAUUUAUGGCUUUGGUCGGAGCAGGAUGUUUCUGUGUAACGGCAAAAUACUUUGAAUAUUAUAAGCAAAAUGUAGAAGACUUUAUGAAUACACCAUUCACAGAUGUAGAACAACCCUUGGAUACGGUGGAAUCAUCUGAUACAAAGUAACAUGAUAGAUGAAGUUGGAAAAAGACCUCGCUGUGAUGCUUCUGAAAUGUUCUGUGAUUAUAAUAAAAUGAAAAGUUCUGUAAUAUUGCUUAAAAUAAAUAACAACCCUUGGAUACGGUGGAAUCAUCUGAUACAAAGUAACAUGAUAGAUGAAGUUGGAAAAAGACCUCGCUGUGAUGCUUCUGAAAUGUUCUGUGAUUAUAAUAAAAUGAAAAGUUCUGUAAUAUUGCUUAAAAUAAAUAAAAAUUAUAUUUCAUAUUGAAAAUAUAGUUUUUCAGCUUACUUGGAAAAAUGUGUUGGUUAAAUAGCACUAAUCUCUUCAGUCUGCAAGUGACUUAAACACUGGAUAUAAAGUGACAGCUGCAACUCCUGUCUCCUCUCAAUGAUCUACCCAAGUGUGUGAUACAGACAGCAGAGGGAGCACGUAGAGCAGAGGAGUGUAAAACUGGGAAUGAGUUUAAGCAGUUACACAAUGCUUACUUGGAAAACAUUCAUUUAUAUGUUAGGGACCAUCCAUAAUUAAAUUGACAAUUAGAUAAAUGUAUGUGGCUCCAUAGAACUCAGUGUAGCCUGCAGCAUUCACUUAAACAACUUUUGAUUAACCAUGUAUAUUUAAAGGAGAACUAAAAAUGUCUGGAAAUGCUGUAUUUUAUAUGCUGGCCUUAUUGUAUCAGCUCAAUGCCCAAAGUUGUUCACAGCAGUCUGAAAUAAUAAUCCUUAUUAUUAUUAUGUGUAAGCUGACAAGUUGCCUGUUUCAAUCAAGAUAUUAUUCAGUCACGCCAGCCAUCUGACGUGUAACAACAUAUUAGAUCAUUUAUAUAUUGUAUAUAUACUGUACAGUAAGUAGAAAGUACCUCGGAGGUGCAAGAAAUAUAAUGGAUUCAUCAGGCUGCAAAUUUCUUGAUUUUCUGAAUUUCCUUGGAUUUGGUAAUUUGUAAAUCGAAUUCAUAAUGGAGGAAAAAUAUAUGUUUGUUUCUUUAAAACAAUAUCAUUUUGGAAUUCCUAUUUUGAAUUUAUGUCUGAUUAUAGAGUCCCUAUAAAAGUGCAAGUGAACUAAUGGGUACGAAUAAAAAAAAUUCAGUGAGGUGCUGAGUGCAACUUUGCCAGGCACAGUCCUGUCCUUACUGCUUGCCAUUGAGUCUGGUCUUGGGGAGGACCUCUGUGCUCUGAAACUAAGUGUUUUAUGCUGUAAUUACUGGGAUUAAUACGUCCUUUAUGCUUAGUCAUUAUACUGGCACAAAUGGUGUUAUUAUGCUGUUUAUCCAUUUUACUUAUUUGCUUUAUUCAUGUAAUUUAGUAAUGAUACUGGCAUUGCUGGGGUUAAUUUAUUUAGUGAUUAUACUGGCAUGCUUGGGAUUAAUAUGUCCUUUAUGCUUAGUGAUUAUACUGGCACAAAAGGGGUUAUUAUGCUGUCUAUCCAUUUUAUUUAUUUGCUUUAUUUAUGUAAUUUAGUAAUGAUACUGGCAUUGCUGGGGUUAAUUUAUUUAGUGAUUAUACUGGCAUGUUUGGGGUUAAUAUGCCAUUUAUCCAUUUUAUUCAGCAAGUAUACUGCCACGGCACUGGCUCUUGUUCAGCUACAACCCCAAGCAACACUCUCAGUGUUAAGUGUAGGGUCGCUGGGGGUUUAGGUACAGCAGGAGCUACGGGUGAGACUUUGUGAUUCACAAAAAGCAGUAUAAAUUUGUCUGUACAUUGUACAUCAAACAUACUGAUAACAUAUGUAGAACCACCUUGUAGGGUUAAAUGCGCUACUGGUUUGGGACAUCCCCAUUAGGCUGAUUUUCCCUAAGUCUGCUAAGCCCCCGUGCCUGUACCCUAGAUAUUUGGCCAUUCCCUGUUCAUGUUUAAUAUACUGACUGGGAGCUCAUGGCUCUGGCUCUUUGGUUUCAACCUGCAGAAUCUGGUUGAUAUUAUUAACCUGGGAAAACAAGUCCCUGCUAAAGAAGAAUAACCUAAUUGGACUGCCCUGAAACCACUCUAUAACAACACUGUACCAUGUGAGUACUAUAACUCUGUGUGUUCAUUAAAUCCAUCAUUCUAAAAUCCUAAAUUUGUCCAGAAAGUGUAGUUCCACUUCUCCCUUCCUCCUCAUGAGGGCCUAGCUGAGAGAGAGGGUCUAAAUGUAGCCAUGUUCUACCUGAAGAGUAGCUGAAACACUGGUUUAGGCUAAG
Xenopus laevis (African clawed frog) is the source of this 4277-nucleotide messenger RNA. RefSeq names its product protein spinster homolog 1-like. The transcript is spliced from 9 exons. The coding region runs from base 1276 to 2106 and encodes 276 amino acids. Lineage: Eukaryota; Metazoa; Chordata; Amphibia; Anura; Pipidae. The record is from RefSeq and is a predicted model, not a curated record.